Acaulospora colombiana is the source of this 265-nucleotide messenger RNA. NCBI's taxonomy places the organism in Eukaryota, Fungi, Glomeromycota, Glomeromycetes, Diversisporales, Acaulosporaceae. The record is from the annotation of a GenBank genome assembly.
CAGUCUCUAACCAUCCUGAGUAGCUGUUCGCCCCAAGCACUCGGGAAGAGGACAUAUCACGAACAGCACUUUUUCUGUGCCGAGUGUGGCGAUCCCUUCUUGGCUCCAAGGCAAACCAGGAAGACCAAAGUACUAGCAAAUGGACUGUUAGAAGUGGUUGAUCAAGACGACGAAAUGCAAGAAGUGCAGGAAGAGUAUCCGGCCGGGGGACCAAGCUAUCGAAGCAAUGAAUGGGAAGUGGUGUUGGAAUUGUUUCACAUGCUCG